AUGUUCGUCGGUCGGAUUUUACCGCUCUACACGCAUGGACGGAUCACGCAAGAACGCAUGAUGCCAACAAGACUAUUAGAAAAAAAUGAGUUCAAAAAUGCCAAAGCCCCAGACCCGUUUCUCUUUGUUGAGUGGCAGGUUUACCGUAGUCAAGGUAAUCACCGUCUAUGGUAUGAAAUUCGAUUGAAACAUACUAAUACACUCUUGACUUUCAAUUUUGAUGGGCUGAUUGCCAUAUCUGGCAUAAUCUCGCGAAUCCGGGUUCGCACUGGCGUGGCUGGUAUUGGGAGCCUUACCCUUACGUUAGUAGCCGCCCUGGUAAGGGCUCUUAAUCGAGGUGAUAUCCUCCGGUUACUUCAUGCUAAAGUAACCUAUUUCUUCAAAAGUAGGAGCUUCAAACUCCGUGUUUGUUGCGUGCCGCUCAAGUCUCGCGCGGAGCCUGGAUUGCUCUUCCUCUUUGCUCUAGUGAAUCCAAUGAAGAGUACCACCUAUCGGGCUACCCCUUAUUCCAUCAGCCAAAUCUCCGGGAGCAUAUGA
Messenger RNA from Lindgomyces ingoldianus, 537 nucleotides. RefSeq lists its product as uncharacterized. Bases 1 to 537 code for a protein of 178 amino acids. The record is from RefSeq and is a predicted model, not a curated record. Lineage: Eukaryota; Fungi; Ascomycota; Dothideomycetes; Pleosporales; Lindgomycetaceae. The transcript has 6 exons.